AUUCAUAGGGAUUUGAAAGCCAGCAAUAUUCUACUGGACACACACAUGAAACCUAAGAUAUCCGACUUUGGAAUGGCAAGAAUGUGUAAGGAGGAUGAAGUUGAAGCAAAUACAGACAGAAUAGUUGGAACACUGGGUUAUAUUCCACCUGAAUAUGUAGAGCAGGGCAUCUAUUCAACGAAAUCUGAUGUUUUCAGUUUUGGAGUACUUCUUCUUCGAAUCAUAAGUGGAAAGAAGAAUACAUGUCUACAUGGUUCAGAACAACUAAACCUUCUUGAAUAUGCAUUUGAGAUGUGGAAUGAAGGUAAAGGGAUGGAGUUUAUGGAUGAGUCACUUGAUGAUACAACAUCAUCUUGCAAACUAUUGAAUUGCAUGCAAAUUGCACUAUUAUGUGUCCAAAAAAAUCCAUUGGAAAGGCCUACAAUGUUGGCAGUUUCCAAUAUGUUCAAGAAUAUUGCAAAUUUAGCUAUGAUUUCUCCCAAGAGGCCUGCAUUUUCUACAAUGGAAGAUGAAGAAGGUGACAAUGUGAAAGGGGAAUUGCAGGAAAUCGAAGAAGUUGACACUGCAACUAUUACUCAAUUGGUUGCAAGAUGAUAUGUAUUAUUCCCUUUCCUACUUUAUAGGAUUUUAUGUAGUGGAGGCUCAAAUAUAAUUAACACUUCAACCAUUAUUUAUAGGUAA
This is a messenger RNA of Lycium ferocissimum, 681 nucleotides long. Its product is annotated as cysteine-rich receptor-like protein kinase 5. Gene Ontology annotation, biological process: protein phosphorylation. The transcript is spliced from 3 exons. Bases 46 to 594 code for a protein of 182 amino acids. Gene Ontology annotation, molecular function: ATP binding; protein kinase activity. The record is from RefSeq and is a predicted model, not a curated record. NCBI's taxonomy places the organism in Eukaryota, Viridiplantae, Streptophyta, Magnoliopsida, Solanales, Solanaceae.